UCUCUGUUCUGUUAGAUGAACAUUACCAGUGCCCAAGACCCUCCACUCUUCCCCGGGCCUUUCUCCAUUGAUGAGCAGGGAUUGCUGCGGGCACCAUCCCAGGGCCUCAGAGGUCAGGCUCUAAAGACCUUCCAGCUGCACAUUUUAGUGUCUUUAGGAAAAGGCCAAAGCUGCAAAGGGAUGCUAACAGUGAAGGUUUUGCCUGCGCCCUCCAGCCAAGUCUCCUUCCCGCAGAAGGCCCAGAGUAUCACCAUCCCAGAGGAUCUGGUCCCUGGGAGCAAGGUGAUUCAGGUCCAGGCUAGGGGAUCCAACUUACUCUAUGAAAUCAUCUCCCCAUUGCCCAGCCCACUCUACUCCAUUGGACAAGCUGACGGGGUAGUGAGGACCACCGCGCCCCUGGAUUUGGCUCGCGCUCAGGGUGCAGCGGUCACGAAACUGCAGGUGAGGGCCUUUGAGAGGCUCCAGCCUUGGGCCAGUGCCGAGUUCGAUCUCACGGUUAACGUGCGAGCAGUCAACCAGUGGCCCCCACGCUGCCAUCCCGCGCUACUGGUGACUCAAGUCCCAGAGACUACACCUGUGGGCACGGUGCUGAGCAAGCUCACUUGCGUUGACCCAGACUCUGCUGGCGCCCCCCUCGACUUCCAGCUGCAGUUCCACAACCCUCCCGACUCUGCCAGCCUCCAUCUUCGUGACAGAGUCCUUGAGGUAAAUACUACAUUGGAUUGUGACACUCCUGGGGCUUGCUUCCAGCAUGCAGCGUCCAUCUUGGUUUUGGAUGAUGGCCAGCCCCAGAUGACCACUGAGGUUCCAGUACUGGUGAUGGUAACGCCCGUCAAUGAGUUCUCCCCAGCCUGUGUCCCACGCACGUUCCGGGUUCGGGAGGAUGCGGGGCCCCACACUCCGCUGGGCUCCGUAGUGGGCACGGAUACUGAUUACCCUCAUAACAGCCUUGAGUACUACAUCUCUGGUGGACCCUCCACCUUUGCUGUGGAUCGUCUCAGUGGAGAGAUUCACCUCCUGGGGCCUUUGGACUAUGAGCAGCAAAGGUGGUACAAGAUCAUUAUUCUCCUGAUUGAUCACAGCCAAGACUGGGACCUCAACCGCCAUCGCUCAGGUUCAUGUACUGUAACCAUUGAGGUUGAGGAUGUGAAUGACCAUGCCCCCGAGUGUGAGCCUCCAUUUCAGGAACUCACCAUCUACACUCCCUUGGGCUGUAGCAUGGAGGUGACCAAGGUGUCAUGCUGGAUCCCUCAAGAGCCACAGCGCUUGGCACUCUCCUACAGCAUCGUGGGAGGGAAUAGCCAGAGCCGGUUUAGACUGCAAGGGACCAUCCUGAUGCACAAUGACACUGUGUUGGGGCCUCCGUGGCCAGAGCAGCCCUGCACCUAUGAGCUAUUGAUCCAUGUUGCUGAUGUGGGCCCUUCCACCCCCCACCUCAGCACCACAACCACCAUCAUUGUGCAUCUAGUUCCUUGGAGGGCCGGCACGGUGGCCACCAGCACCCACAGAAGCACAGUGUCCUCAACAAUGACGCCCCUGAUUGUGACAGAGGUAGAGGCUUUCUGGAAGCCAGAGCCUUGGUUUGUGGUAGUGCUGACAGCGACUGGCGCAGUUCUCCUCCUGGCUCUGGGCUGGCUCCUCAGCAGGAUCCUCCGGGGGUUUGCCCAGCUACUACAGGCACCGAGCAAACCAGCCAGAGCUCUGCUGCUAAACAGCAUCCCGGGAAAUGAAGGAUCCGUUGAGAGACUCAUGGAGGCACCAGAAUGGAGAUGUCCCCAGGUAACCAGAACUUCCAUGAGUCUGGUAUGCCAUAUCCCAAGUUGAGGGCACUGAGGCUGCUCUAGGGUACUGCCUAUCCCUGCAAAGCCUGCCUUCCUCCCUGUGAGUGGCCACCCCUGUGAGAAUGCCCACACCACCACCAAGAUAGCGGAGGCAGGUGGGCACCCAGCCCUUCCAUCUGCUCCCUGUGGGCAAGGUUCAACUCACUGUGCCCUUUAUUUUUUUUCAGAAGCAUUUUGAUGGCAGAGCCCACGAUGUCC
Molecule: messenger RNA, 2039 nt
Organism: Peromyscus eremicus (cactus mouse)
Lineage: Eukaryota; Metazoa; Chordata; Mammalia; Rodentia; Cricetidae
Gene: Cdhr4
Product: cadherin related family member 4
Exons: 13
Coding region: 16-1824 (602 amino acids)
Biological process (GO): homophilic cell-cell adhesion
Cellular component (GO): catenin complex; plasma membrane
Molecular function (GO): cadherin binding; calcium ion binding
Source: RefSeq, a predicted model, not a curated record